Molecule: messenger RNA, 779 nt
Organism: Pangasianodon hypophthalmus (striped catfish)
Lineage: Eukaryota; Metazoa; Chordata; Actinopteri; Siluriformes; Pangasiidae
Gene: c17h5orf63
Product: chromosome 17 C5orf63 homolog
Exons: 4
Coding region: 292-627 (111 amino acids)
Source: RefSeq, a predicted model, not a curated record
GAAAGGGUAGUCAGUAAAGUCAUUGACAUGUUUUGCUCUUGCUGUUGGAUAUUUAAAAUGUCGGAAUAGAGUAUAUGAUAUUGUCUUAAACACCUGGUGCAAGUUUGUGUCUGUUUCAUUUUUGUUGGACGCAGCGCGGUGCUAAAAUUAUUUCUUUUACACGUACUAUUGAUGAAAGUAUUAUUAAUUCUAUAAAUUUUACUGUUACUGUAAGUUUAGUUAAAUUUACACAUACCACGCUACUCGUGCUGAAGUCUGUAACGACCCGGAAGUGAUUGAAUCCACGUGGACAUGUUCACACUACUUCCAAAACUUCUUCACCACAUAAAAACUCCCUCUCGAUUCAUCAGGACCUCUUGUUCACAGAGGUCUUUACCUAUUUUAACUCUCUUCACAAAGGAUCCAUGUCCCUUGUGUGAUGAAGCAAAAGAAGUGCUUGAACCAUAUAAACAUAGGUUUGUAUUGCAGGAGGUUGACAUUACUCUUCCUGAGAACAGUGUGUGGUUUGACAGAUACAAGUACGACAUCCCAGUGUUUCAUCUGAAUGGACAGUUUUUGAUGAUGCAUCGUGUGAACACAGAAGUCCUGGAAAUGCGGCUGGCCAAAUCAGAGAAAGAAUCAGUUUAAUUAUUCUCAAAUGUUGCAUAAACCUGUAAUAUUCUGUAACGUUUUUGGUGAGAAGUAACUCUAUUGCCUCAGUUUUUGUGCUUGGUUGGUAUUUUGUUGGGUUUUUUGUAAUUAAAUAUAUCAUUAUUGUUAAAUAUAUAUGGAAAAUAAAA